Ictalurus punctatus (channel catfish) is the source of this 3139-nucleotide messenger RNA. Its product is annotated as NACHT, LRR and PYD domains-containing protein 1 homolog. The record is from RefSeq and is a predicted model, not a curated record. Bases 227 to 2806 code for a protein of 859 amino acids. Gene Ontology annotation, cellular component: cytoplasm. NCBI's taxonomy places the organism in Eukaryota, Metazoa, Chordata, Actinopteri, Siluriformes, Ictaluridae. The transcript has 6 exons. Gene Ontology annotation, biological process: regulation of apoptotic process.
ACUUCCUCUUUUGGUUUCUGCAAUGUGAUGUGCCACAAUUCUGGAUGAUUCAUUAUAAACACAAUGACACAAGUAGACUACAGGUUUAGAGAUGUACAGUUUUGGUUGGUUUGCUGUUCGAUCAAGAGAUUAUACAUUACACUGAAGGAAGUUUUUCUGACAGAUUUCUUCUAGCACAACACACCUGGUUUAUGUCUGUAGUUCUGAAUGGAGAUAGAGUUUUGUUAUGACACCAGCUGAAGCAUCUGAACCCUGCCUACAGAGCCUCAGGGAUCGGCGUGUGUCUCUUGUGGACAAACUCGAGUUCCACAUUGAUUCACUUAUAGAUGUAUUAAUUGCAAAGAAGGUCUUCACUAGAGAUGAUCGAGAGGAGAUACAAUAUGAGAAGGGUCCACGUGGAAAGGUCCGCAAAGUACUGGAUAUAUUGGAGGGGAAGGGAGAAGAGGCAGCUAAAAUCUUUAUUUCUACAAGUAGCCACCUGGGAGAGUUCAACAUAAAGGCUCUAAAACAGACAUCAGAAUUCCAAAAGGUCAUAGCAAAGCAUAAAGCCACCUUGAGACACAGAAGUGAGUGUAUGCUCUACUAUAACACACGGCAUGGAGAGAAGAUCCCCUUUUCUGAACACUAUGUCAAUCUGCUGAUUGUAAAAGGCCACCAUAGUUUAGAAAUUAAAAGACAUGAGGUUUUAACCUUUGGACAGCAGCGCAUUUCUCUUCAGCAAAAUGCUACGGAGCAGAGACUGAUCAAGCCAGCACAGCUGUUUUCCAGUGAAACAGGCAAAAAGCCAGCCAAAAAGAUUUUGGUGACUGGAGUUGCAGGGAUUGGGAAAACUGUCCUGGUCCAGAAAAUUCUUUGCGAUUUCAGUAAUCACAAAGAACAUCAAUCCUUUGAUUUCAUUAUUCACCUGACCUUCAGGGACCUGAAUCUUGUCAGCAAGCCAGUGAGCCUACGAGAACUUCUUCUCCGUAAGAAUGGACAUCUUUCUAAGCAUCUUGACACCAUCACUGAAAAUGAUGCUAAACUCUUGAUCAUUCUGGAUGGUUUUGAUGAAUUUAAGCACUACAGGGGUUGCGAUGUGGACGUCUUUUUGACAGAUAUUGAUGAGGAAGGCGAGGUGGUGGAAGUCGUGUCCAGCUUAAUGUUAGGGGAGCUCCUCCCAGGUGCCUCUGUGCUGGUUACCAGCAGACCCAUGGCUGCUAGCCACGUCCCCACUGGAUCCAUUGACUGCUUUGUUAUCAUAACUGGAUUCUCCACUGUUGAGAUCCAUGACUUCUUCCAGCGUUUCUUUCUGGAUGAGGAGCUAGCUACUAAGAUGUUUGACUUAGUAGCAGCAAAUGAACUAAUGCUUACUCUCUGCUACAUACCAGCCUUCUGUCAUAUUGUGUGUAGCAUUCUGAAAGAAAGUAAGGGUCUGUACCCAGCUCACUCUAGAACAAUGACUGAUAUUUACGUUCAGUACUUGCUGGCAUUGGUCAAAUCACACACAAACAAUCGAAUUGAAUCAUUAAGCAAUAUCAUUGGCAUGAAGCAUCAAGAGCAACUACAAGAAAUCCUAUUAAAGCUUGGCAGAUUGGCAUAUCAGAAACUAAUGAAUCAAGAAACUCUGUUUUAUGGCAACAAUGAAGAAAUAGCUAACUGUGUUAUCACAAGCACUUUUCUGGACAAGACAUUGAUUCAGGAGCCAAGCUACACUGAAGACGUGUAUUCCUUUACACAUCUCACAAUACAGGAGUUUUUUGCCGCACUUUAUUGUGCCAUGGCAGAUGUACCCUUAUCAGAGACAUUAGGUUCAGGCAAUGAAUAUAGUGUUGAAAGUCUGCCAGGCAACCUGGAUUUGUUUACGAGAUUCCUUUCUGGCCUGCUAUCAGAGAGGAACCAAGAACUGCUCUCCAGAAGUAUUGGGUUUCAAAAGCAGAACGAUAAAAUGCAAUCCUUCCGACUGAAACUCGUAUCGGAUACUCAGGCCACUUGUGAGAAUGGCGCUUACAUUCUAACACAGUUGCACUGUAUUUUAGAGCAACAGGAUGUGCUACUAAUGCAGGAACUCAAGCUGCAAUGUCUGCAUAUCAACCUCAGUGACGUCACGCUCUCCACCAUGGACUACAAUGCUGUGAAACACUUCCUCAAUGAAAUACAUCUGAAUAUAUCAGAAGUGGAUCUGACUGAGACAAACAUCAGUGCUGAAUCACUAAGAGAUUUACAGCCCUACUUGCUCAGAUGUGAGAAGAUAUGGCUGGGGGAAAACAAACUGGACCUGGAAGCAAUUAAGGUAGUUGCUGACAUCCUGCAAGCAUCUGAUAACUUAAAAGCACUUGGUUUAGGAUGGACAGACAUUGGUGACGAGCAUCUUUUUGUACUCACAAAUGCUAUCAAGACUAAUCAAACACUGACAGAACUCUGGAUGGAGGGGAACAGAAUCACUUUUGCAGGCUUAUCACCAUUAAGUGUGUUUACACCUUCUCCUCUUGAGAAAGUUGUUGCUAUUUGGAACAAUGUAACUGAUGCUGAAGGAGAACACCUCAACAGCCUCUGUACUGAGCCCUGCUUCACCGUGUCCUUCACAGAAAGUAGUAUGUGGAAAGGCUGGGCCAGCUGGGUUCUUCAGAGAUGUGAGGUAAGUAGCAGUGAGAAGCUGGUGAAGAUCCUGUACAAAGUGUGUGACAUAUCUGUCCAUAGCCUAGAAAGCCAGUGGGCCAAGACUUUCUAUAAAAGCCUGACAAAACUAAUAAGGACACGAAUUGAGCAGUGCUUGGAAGAGGAUGUGCGACGGAAACUGGAGAAGUUUGAGACAAUUCUGAGCACAUAGUGGAUUUCUCACUGCUGGGAUUUACCAGACUUUAGAAGCUGUUUUACACAAACCAAAGAGAAUAUUUUUUCUAUCUGAUUAUAUAUUUAUUUAUUUAUUUAUUUUUGUUCAUUAUUUUAUUACAGUUUAUAUUAUAUCAGUUAAUAUUAUAAAAUUAUUUGUUGAUUAAUUGUAUUUAUGUGUUUUCAUUAUUAUUUAAUACGAUUAUUUUAUUUCUUUCAGAUCUUCUGAGUUAUUUGUUAUCACUAAUUAGUGUCUACAAUUGUUCUACAGUAUAUUAUUUUAUGGCUAACAAUAAUAAAGGAGUACAUCAGUUGUGUUAUGAGAAAAUAA